UAGAGCAGCAUGUGAAUAAACUAUCCUCUGCUGAGAUCAGCUGUCGGGGGGCAAAGUUUAACACGUUGCCUAUGAGCCGGUAUGAUCGCAUUGUCACCUUCUCCAUCCGCAGCACAUUGAAGCCCAUAGAAAUGACCAAAAAUGGGAAGGCGUGGAGUGGCUCUUACUGAUUGUGAGCCCCUUCUGAAUGGAAAGUCUGCAGCCACAUUGUGUGUGCGGGGGAAGCGAGGCUUCGGGUUUCCUAUAUUGUUUCUCUUACAAAUGGUAAUCGUUUCCUGACAGAAUCCGCGCGCUCUCACAAUUGUUUUAUCUCUUCCCAUUUGCAUGAGCCGUGGUCUGGAGCAGUCACCCUGGUCUGGAGGGCAUCAGAUGAGCUCAUAGAGAAUGAGAGAGAACUGGUCUAACUAGUAUGUGAGGCUGGUCGCCUCCUCCGGGCUUACUGCCUGUCUUCCUGCGCUCUGCCUUACAUGCUCAAGUCCUUAGACCCGUGCACCAUGCGUCAUCUGCCCGGGAGAGGGGUCACAAGGCUGUCCUCUUCUCCCCUAAGAACAAGCCCGUCCUGGUCCAUCGCCGUGUCCGCAGCGGGGUCCCUGUGAGGUCUUGAUUCUGGAAAGAUCAUUUACUGUAUAUUCUGUGGAAACUUGAACAGCAAAUCUGAGGAAAAUGGCGACCGACUCUGGAGAACCAGCAAGCACCGAUGAGUCGGACGAACCAGCUGGAUUUUCAGCGGAAAAAAAUCUCGCCCCUCAGGACUCUUCUCUGGUCCGACAUGUCAGCCUGGAAGACGGCGAGAAACCUCUCUCCGCUUCAGGGACUAGCGAGCGGAAGCGAUUUUUCAGAAAGAGCGUCGACAUUACUGAAGAUGACACAAUGCUGGAGCAACCCAUCAAAGAGGAGAAGGUCGCCAACUGUGAGGGCAAGCCGCAACGGGACCACCCCAUGGCGAAUGCCGUUGGAGUAGGCCAGGAUGAUAAGCACGAACCGAAAGUGGUAUUGGAUGCCAGCAAGGACUCCCCUAGAGAGAAAACCGAGAAGGAAAUGGAGGAAGAGGCUGAAAUGAAGGCCGUGGCGACGUCCCCCGGUGGCCGAUUUUUGAAGUUUGACAUUGAGUUGGGCCGUGGGGCUUUUAAGACAGUCUUCAAAGGCUUGGACACUGAGACUUGGGUAGAAGUUGCUUGGUGCGAGCUGCAGGACCGGAAACUAACCAAAGCAGAGCAGCAGCGGUUCAAAGAAGAAGCCGAGAUGUUAAAGGGGCUCCAGCAUCCGAACAUUGUGCGUUUUUAUGAUUCCUGGGAAUCCUCACUGAAGGGAAGGAAAUGCAUAGUCUUAGUGACGGAGCUGAUGACGUCUGGCACUUUAAAAACAUACUUGAAACGAUUCAAAGUAAUGAAGCCCAAAGUGUUAAGAAGCUGGUGUAGGCAAAUCUUGAAAGGGCUGCAAUUCCUCCACACCCGGACUCCGCCUAUAAUCCACCGUGACCUGAAAUGUGACAACAUCUUCAUCACGGGGCCCACUGGUUCUGUGAAGAUCGGAGACCUUGGUCUGGCCACAUUGAUGCGGACGUCCUUUGCAAAGAGUGUAAUUGGAACCCCAGAAUUCAUGGCCCCAGAAAUGUAUGAGGAGCAUUACGACGAAUCUGUGGAUGUCUAUGCAUUUGGCAUGUGCAUGUUGGAAAUGGCUACCUCAGAAUAUCCGUACUCUGAAUGCCAGAACGCAGCUCAGAUCUACCGCAAAGUAACCAGUGGUAUUAAGCCUGCCAGUUUUAACAAAGUGUCUGACCCGGAGGUAAAGGAAAUUAUAGAGAGCUGCAUACAGCAGGAUAAGACCGAAAGAUUAUCUGUUAAGGAGCUCUUAAACCACGCGUUCUUUGCCGAAGAUACUGGGCUACGGGUCGAAAUAGCAGAGGACGAUGAUGGCACCAGCUCUUCUCUAGCUUUAAGACUCUGGGUAGAAGAUCCUAAAAAGCUCAAAGGAAAACACAAAGACAAUGAAGCUAUAGAAUUCAGCUUUAACUUGGACCUAGACAAUCCAGACGAAGUGGCUUAUGAAAUGGUAAAAUCUGGGUUUUUCCAUGAAAGUGACAGCAAGGCCGUUUCAAAAUCCAUACGUGAUCGAGUUUCCCUAAUCAAGAAGACAAGGGAAAGGAAGAUCCUGGCUGAUCGCAUAGAGGAGCGCCGGGAUUCACAGAGCAAAGCUGUUGGGGCGCUGGUAACGCAGACGAGCAUCCCCGUUCCUGCUGGAGCAUCACAGGCAGCAGUGAAUGAGAGUGAGGAGACUGAGGUGGAUCAGCAUGUGCGCCAGCAACUCCAGCAGCAGCAAUAUCAGCAGUGCUCGUCUGUUACAGCUGAUAGCUUGUGUGAUGUAGGCGGAGGGUCUAUCACGCUGUCGGAUGCUUCUAGUCAGCACAGCGCCAUCUAUGCUACAUCCCACGAAGCAAUCGCCAUACAGCAAGUCCCGGGCAUGCCUCACACUGAGCCCAGUCACAUGGUGCAGUUCUAUCCGCCGCAGCACGUCAUGGGACACUAUCAGCAGACGCAAGCGAUGCCCAUGGCACAGAUGUUGCCUGUGCAGUGCAUGCCUCAGCCGUGCUCCCCAUACCAACAGUUACCAGUGGUGGACGGACAGCUGAAUGCACAGUCUGUGGACACACAAAUGGCAUUUGCAGCAGAAGGCAAAACUCUUCCUCAUUCCAACACACUAGACACUUCGGUAUUGCAACCUGCAAUGUCUGCAUUAUCGCCUCAAAUAAUGUCUUCACAAAUGGCAACUCAGCAGACCAGGGCUGGCCUUCCACUCGAUGUUUGCGGCUCAACAGGUGUGCAAGUUCCGACAGAGAUACAAGUUCCGACACUCCUCCCUGUAUGCCAUCCUACUGUGCUAAAUCAGUAUGGCCCACAGAAUGUGAUGCAUCAGACCCAACAUGUAACGGGGGUCCAGGGUAACGUUCAGCAACAUCAAGUGGCUGCGGUGCAGCAGCCGAUGCCUUCUCAAGACCAUUUGGCGUACUCCUCAAGUUUACAGCAAGGACAGAACUUUACCAUGCAGCCACACCUAGAGCAGCUGCAGAGCUCCAACUCUCAGAUCUCGUACCAAAGUCCAUUGAUGCAACAGCCCAUUGUGGAACCAACUCCGAAAAUAAUACACUCCACUGCCGUCGGACAGGAAACUGUUGUGCAGCAAGUGCAAACUGAACAUCCACAUGAGGUAGAACAUUUGCCAUUCCCAGCUCCAAUAUCCACUUUCCCUGAUGCUACUGGACACACACAGCUGAUUGUGACUUCAUCUAUACAUGAGCAGCUUCCAAAUAACCAGCACCCACUGUCACAAAUGCCUGUGCAGCAGCCGUCCUGCGUUCAGCCACUGCACAUGGCCAAACCUUCUGUGGUUGAACAGCCAGUGUUUCCUCCACUUGUAGGAGCACCUUCAGAGCAGUUUCCCACCCAUCCUGCAGAGCAGCCUCUUUACAUCCAGAUUCCUCCUAUGGAAAUGUAUGGUCAACCACCUGUUGUGGCCACAGAACAGGCUCUUAUUGCUCAGAAACCAGCUGCACCAGCCGAGCAGGCUCCUUUUGUGCAUCAAACCGGAGUCUUGCCUGAGCAGCUGAUAUACAACCCGCAAAUUAUGCAAUCUGCAGACCAGAUACAUUACUUACAGCAAAAUAUACCUAUGCCCGACCAGUUCGCUCAUGCCCAGCAGGCUGUUUAUCCACCACAGUCUUUGCUGCCUGAAAAGGCUACAUCCGCAGAGCAGCUUAUGUACGUACUACAGGCUACAUCGACUGAGAAUCCAGUAUAUAUCCAGCAAACGUCAUCAGCUGAGCAGCCAGUAUAUUCUCAAUCAUCCUCUGAACAGAAUAUGUAUGCCCAGCAAUCCGUACCGCAAGCCCAAAAUCUUGGCUAUGUCCAGCAAGUUGUUCAUCCAGCUGAGCAGCCUGUGUAUGCGCAGCAAACUGUACCUCCACCAGAGCAUGCUGCGUAUUCUCAGCAAGUCAUUGCUCCAGCUGAGAAACCGUUGUAUGGCCAAAUCGUAUAUGCCCAGCAAAGCUUGCCACUAAAUGUUGAACAGCCGCCAGUGUGUUCCCAGCAAAGCGUGACCCUGCCUGAACUGCAAGCAGUAUAUGGCAAACAAGCUGGGCUCCAACCAGAGUUGCAAACUGUAUAUACCCAGCCAGCUGUACCCCCAUCCGUAGAGCAGCAGCCUGUCUAUGCCCAGCAUGCCGCACCACCAACUGAACAGCCCAUGUAUAGUCAGCAUUUAAUACCUACGGCUGACCAGCCUGUAUAUGUUCAGCCGGUGUGUACCCAGCAUGUGAUGCCACCAUUGGAUCAGCCUGUGUGUGCACAACAUAUAGCGCCCCCAAUAGAGCAACCUCUAUGUACACAGCAUGCAGGACCUCCAACUGAGCAGCCUGCUUAUGCCCAGCAUGUCGUACAACCAUCUGAACAGCCAGUUCAUGUGAUGCCACAGUCUGAGCAGCCUGCAUAUGCACAGCAUGCAGUGGCGCCUUUGGACCAGCCAGUAUAUGCCCAGAAAGCCGACAUAUAUGCAGAUCAGCUCAUGUAUAACAAUGAGCACGUCCCUCCUAGUGAGCAGCCAUAUAGCCAGCAAGCUGUGCCAUCGUCUGACAGUUCAGCUUAUGUCCAGUCAUCUGUUGGCCCUUCCCCUCUAGAGGUUUAUACCCAGAAUCUAACUCCUUCAGUUGAUAAGCAAGGAUAUCCUCACCCUGCACCUCAACCUCUGCUUAAUAAACACCUAGUCACUGCUGUGGACCAGCUGGCCUUUACACAACAUGGGGCUGAGCAACAUAUACAUAGACCUGUCUCACCGGCGGUCCUAACAAUGGACCAGGCGUAUAUACAGCAGACUUCUACUGCUGCCGAUCAAAAACUGUAUGCCCAGCAGACUGGGGCUCAGUCUAAUCCAGUCAUAUAUAGUUCUCCACCCGUAUAUGCAGCAAUGCAGCAUGCCCCUCCCGUUUCAGAAAAUCCAGUGCUGUACGGCCAUGCCACCCCAUCUUCUGUGCAUGGGCACUUGCCGUCUUCGGAUAUGCAGGCCUAUGCUCAGAAUUCAAUACCUUCUUCAGAAAUCCUGGCGCACGCCAUGCAUACAUUAACAGCUGCAGAAACGCAGGGUUAUGCUGCGCAUGUAAUACCAACACACCUUCAGCUGCAGAAAACUGCGACCCCUCCGCAAGAUCACAGACCUGAAGGCCAGGAAGAAAAUGCCAUUUAUUUACAGCAGUCUGUACAGUCUCCAGAUAAAGCAGGCUUAUUGGUUCAGUCGAAUGUUGAACAGCAAGCUGUUCCAUUUUGCUAUUCACAAGCUGGAUUCCUUCCUUACGAACACGAUCCGAGCUGCCAACCGCAGCAGGAUGGUCAUCAAAGUAAUCAAAGUGUUCAAGCACAAGCUUCUCUUCCCACCCAAGAAACUUAUCUGCAGUCACAGCAUCCCCCCGUGCAAGCAUACGAGCCACAGAUGAUGGACAAUGUGCAGGUAAUGGCCGGAAUGCUUCCUGCAUCUCACAACAAGGACGCUUUGCACCAGGUUUCUUCAAAUCAAGUUCAUUCUGCUUUAGAGCAGCCAACGCCACAUCUCCAACCUGACAACCAUGAAUCAUUACAACAGCCUGGCUACCUUAAUCCUGUGUCGCAGCAGUCGUCCCUGAUGUUAGCCGGUGCCGAGACUGUUAUUCCUCAGGAUGCGUACCAGCUUCCUGCUCAAACCCAUCAGCCAGAUGUCAAGUACCAGCAGGCACAUCCGGCAGAACUCUCUGGUGUUCAGAAAGUCGACCCUGUUCAACAUGCCCAGGCUGACUAUCCCAGGGACAGCACUGCCAUUGCUGAUGGACCCAUUGGAAAUGGCAAGAAUGAAAAGAUGAAGCAACGGCGGGCUUCUUGCCCCAGGCCGGAUAAAAUGACUCACUUCAAUCUGUCCUUCCUAGGGGUCUCAAACUUUGGCGAUAACAUGGUGGAGUGCCAACUGGAGACUCACAACAACAAGAUGGUCACCUUUAAAUUUGAUGCAGACGGUGAUGCCCCAGAGGACAUUGCCCUUUAUAUGGUUGAAGACGACUUUGUACUGGAAGCUGAGAAAGAAAAAUUUGUGGAGGAGCUGAAGCUGAUUGUAACCGAAGCACAGGAGAUACUGCGCAGUGUUCCAGCGGAAGGGCGGGCUGAACUUGCCCCAUCAGAGUCAACCAGCCAAACGGGAUCUUCUGAGCAUGUGCAAGUGGCAGCUCCGCCAUCUGCCCCAACUGGAGGGGACUCUAUGCAACAGUCGUCACCCGUAGGUCGAUGGAGGCUUUUCAUCAACCAGACGAUUAGAAACCGUGAAGCCCACUCUUUUGUCACCCAGACUGCAGUGACCAGAGUUCCUCAGCAAGCUACAGGACCACAUAAUGAAGCAAGGCGCAGUCUUCCUGAUGAUCUCUCUAGUGCUAAGCAAAGCUGCCCCUUUCAGACUGGGCACAUUAUGCUCUCUACAUCCUCCGACGGCCAGGUUUCUUCCAAAGAAGCUGCGCCUCUGGUAGUUACCACUCGCGUGUUAAAUGGUAAUGAAGUCCUGUCCUCUACUGUCAAUAACAGUAGCUCAGUAGCAGGGCAGAUUCAGAAAGAGCCUGAAGUCUAUGGCAAUAAUAUAGCUGUGGUGACAGAAGCUCAGCAUCCAGCCGUUCAUGGUGGUAUUGGUCAGGAUGCGCAAGUGGCAGACGGUGGUGCUUACACAGCGGAGUCCGUUGUGCAGCCACCUUCUGGUCCCAUGGCUGCUCAGAACCCCUCGGGUAUGUCUCUUGGGCCUUUAAAGUCAGACAGUGUUGGACCUUCAGAAACUCCUUACUAUCCGCAGACGCCCGUCUCUGAAGCGUCACUUGUGCAUUCUGCUUCAGUUGUGGAGUCUGACAAUGAAGGUCCACCCAAAAUCGAAUAUUCUGAUAACUGCAUCAAAACCCUUGAUGAAAAAUUGAGAAACCUGUUAUAUCAAGACAGCUCUGCCAGCUCUUAUGCCGACAGCCAGAAGGAGACGCAGAGUACAGAGUCACCCCUUUCAUCUUCUGCUGAGGAUACCCUGUCUUGUCCUGCCCCUGAAGCCGUCAGUGUGGAUGACACCAGUGUUCAGGCCACUCCGGAGCAGACAGAGCCUGUUCAUCCCCUGCCAGUCAAAGCUGCUGAAGCGGUCGUUGCAGUUCCCGAUGUGUUAACGCCAUCUGAAAGCUCUGAAGACGCCUGGCACCCUGGAAUUUCUUCUCAUUCCUGCACCAAACGCUCUAUGGGCGCCGGAGCCUCGCAUCUACAGACAGGAGCUGACGAUGACGGCGUGAGACGAGAGGUACCCGACGCUGCACAGAGGGUGGUAGAAGCACUGGCCGAAUGUGCCUUGUCUGAGGGAACCUCAUCUGGAACCAGUGCCUUCAAACGUGGACGUUUUCAGGUUGUGACAGUUCCACAACAAGAGCAGUCAGUUGCCGCCAAAUCUCCCAGUAUUCCCUCCACUUCCCUGCCGUCAGAGAAAACCAUUUCUGCAGAAGAGAUGGAGUCUGCCGCCACUAGAGCUGUGGAGACGCCGCAGUCUGCCAGCACAGCUUGUGAGACAGAUACAUCUUCUCUUACCCCUGAUCGGGAACUGGAAGAAACCUCCGUCACAUGCAGCAGCGCCCCAUCUAGCUCAGCACUGUGGAUGAAAGAAAUCAAGAAGGAAAGCUUUACAAAGCAGCCUAGUAGUGACUCGGAAAUGUCUGCAGCUCCGGGUAAAGCCCUGGAGACUGGACAGAACUGCCUGGGAGAAAAGGCCUUCACCCAAAAGCAGAACUCCCUUCUCUACUCUCCAUCUUCUCCCAUGAGCAGUGACGAUGAGUCAGAAUUAGAGGAUGAGGAUUUAAAGGUGGAACUGCAGAAACUUCGGGAAAAGCACAUUCAGGAGGUGGUGAGCUUACAGGCCCAGCAGAACCGAGAGCUACAAGAAGUAUAUACACGCUUGUGGGCUUUAAGGGAUAACAAAGCACAGACCUCUGACAGUCCUUCCCAGCCAAUGUCCCCACGUCGUCCCAGGUCUCUGAAGAGUAAGCAGCGCAGCCGGCCACAGUCCAUGACCCACAUGGAUAAUGGGAUCGGACAUUCAGAUCAGCAGUGUAGUGAGAGUAACUCGGAUGCCUGCCAGCAGUCGACCUUUGAGAAGAAGAGCCUGUUCACUGACGAUCUGCAUAAGCUGGUGGAUGACUGGGCAAAGGACAAUGCAGGCAACAUGCAUCAAAAACCUAGCCUGAAUCAGAUCAAACUGAACCAGAACCGCCCAGAGGCAGAUGGUUGGAGUCGGGGUCAUGAGGCUUCAUCGGUCACAUUAAACUUCACGUCCACCUGGGCCCCCCCUUUGUCACAGAUUCAUGGGACUGUUCCGGCUGCUAUCUCGCCGUCACUCGUUCCCAAUUUUACAUCCAGUGGCAUUUCAUCCUACCCAAUACCGCAUGCCUGCCAGCUCAAUGCAAUGGGCACCGCAGGCUACCCUGUACAGUGGCCUAGCCAAACGCCAGGCCUUCCCGCACAGCACCUUGCAGCAGCAUACCAGCCUGGAAUCGGAAUGCAAGCAUUUCCCUCCGCUACAGCUCAGAAAGCUGCUACAAUCCCAACAUCCCCCAAAUGAUCCCUUUAAAAGACUGUAGAACUUUCUCUGGGAUUUCCCUGCCUUCCUGUACAGACUUCAUCGGACCCCCACUCGCCGUUUCUUUGGUUGUUUUACCUCUUUGGUUGGUUGUGAUACAAAGGGUGUGCUGUUAUUUCCCCUCUCUCCCGUUAACGGGGGAUAUCCCCCCCCCCCCCCUCCUUUUCUACGUGCUGUGUUGUGUGAAUUGGGUUUGAACGUACCCUCGUUGCUCCACCUAGUCAUCCUGCAAUGUGAUUUCACUUUUCACUUUUUACUUUGACAAACCUUUCGAGGCCACCUCCCGAGCCUUUGUACAAGGUUACACAGCACAACAAUGUCUCCUUUCUACUAGAAAAUCCUCUUUUGGCUUCUUGGGGGCUCCCCAUGUUUGUUUGGAGGGUGGUCAACGACCUCCCUGGAAAUCUUUUUUUUUUUUUUUUGUAUUCAGUGAUUCCAUUUCAGAAUCUCCUAAAACAGAAGCUUCCUACACCAGCUCCGGAAUAAUGUGAAUUGUUAAUGCUGUUGUGCAUUUUGGAUGCUUUCUACCCAGGCAAGCGGUACAGUCUCCGACGGCAACAAGCUUUAUUGGCUCCAGAGCAGGGUCACUCGGUUUCUUCAUCUGCUCUGGAGCACAAUGUCUCUCUGGCUUCACCUGCAUGCAUUUAAAGCCCCCCAUUUCCCCCCUCUCCGGUACCUCCUGAUAACAUAGAGGCCUUCUAGCUUCUGUCUUUCGCACAACUGCUGCUUCUGCUUUGCCCGCAGACUCUUGCUGUGCCUUGGGGGGGAUAUUGUACAGUCUGCCGUCUUUUGAAUUUGAUGACCUGCCAUUUUAGACCCCGCAGCGUACAGGCCGAAGGCACUUCAAGUUCAGCUAGUUUGUAGAUACAUUUUUAUACUAGAAAAAAAACUUUGUUCUGUUUUAUAUAUUUUUUUUUUUUCAUUUCCCAUUUCUUUUUUUACUUCAAUGAGGGCUUAAUGUGAAUGAGGUUUAACAAUGUUGCAGAAAAAUACUCCAUAAACCCAGCGCUUGGGAGCGAGAAGGUAGGAGAAAAGGGGCAUUAAGAAUUCGGAAAGAUACCGGUCGGUGUGCCUGCCGUGGAACUUGGCUGUGGUGCUUGUAGGGACCCCCCGCCUUCAUGGGGUAGGCAUCUGUUCAUCUCAAUGGAUUCUCUAGGUCCUCUAAAGCAGAGAGCCAUGCUAAUUAAAGGUAUGUUGUGGUAAAAAGAGGUUAUCCCUAUCUACGAGGUAGGGAAUAAUUAUUAGAUUGGUGGGGGUCCGACCACUGGGAUCACAAGAACAGCGGUGCCGUACCCCCAGUUGGAAUGGAGCAAUGGUUGAGCAUGUGUAUCGUGACUCCAUUUAAACUGCCGGAUAUAGCUGAACGCUCUAGAGUCGAAGCCGUGGUAGGUGUGCUUGACCAUCGCUCUAUUGCCGCAUAUGUUAUCCCAAUAGCCCAUUUUAGAUCAGUGGGACCCCCACCGAUCUAACAGUCAUCCCCUAUACAGCGCUUAAAGAAUAACUUCUUGUUAUUUGGAAUAACCCUUUAAGGAGGGUAGUGGUCCAAAUCCAUCUUUCAACCAUUUACACAUACUAGCCUUGAAAAAGGUGGCACCUAGGCUUGGGAAAGGCGGGGGUCUCCACCCCAGAACCAGCACCACUCAUGUCUAUGGGCUGUGUCUGGUAUUGUAGCAGAGCUCACUUGGAUGGGGCCCAUGGACAGGCCCUUAAAGGGCACGCCCACGGAUCGAUGCGUUCUAUGGCUCCGGCCUACAGUAAGGUUUCACUGCUGUGAAUUGAUUUUUGCGCAAUAACUAUAAGGUAGCGUGUCUAAUUGCACAUGGGGAAGGUGUGCGUUAACAUGAGCGCUGGUUCCUGUUUUUUGUUUUUUUUUGUGCCCCAAAAAAUCUGAAAUGAUUUGAAACCUUUGUGCAAUGGAGAAUAAGUUCUCGAAGGUUCGGACGGACGGUCCCCACAAUCCCGGAGGAUGGCGCUCCCCGCCAGUGUCAUGUAUAUAUGUACAGUGUCAUUCUGAUGCUCUGCAUGAAUGUAUCAUUUUUCUUUUUUUCUUUUUGUUUUAUCUACCUCGUUUUGUGGCGCCCAUCCUAAAACACAGGAACCGCACUUUGAUGCUUUGUCUCGGAAAGGGUCUUCCCUUUUAUCUCGCCUUCCUUUCUGUUCUUCCUGCAGCUCAUCGAACAGAGUCGCAGCCGGAAGCAGACAUCUGUAGAUUACGGCCUGGGGGGGGGGGGGGCUUUUUGUACAUGGCAUUUCCUAAACUAACUGUAACACAAGUGUCUCUUACUUGCACACUGCUUAGUGACCGGAGCCUUGCCGUCGAUGGUCUGAGUUCGCCCUUCGACUGGAUUGUCUCGAGGCUCAGUGGUUGCUUUCAUUUUUUUUCAUUUUUUUUUGCAUAUAGGGCUAUAUAGCGAUUACUGUAAUUGGAGAGAUCAUCCCCUUCCUGUGACAGGGUCUGGUCUUUCUAGGUGUGUCAUGGCCCAAGCUGAAGAUAGAACUACCAAUCUCUUU
Molecule: messenger RNA, 11160 nt
Organism: Bufo bufo (common toad)
Lineage: Eukaryota; Metazoa; Chordata; Amphibia; Anura; Bufonidae
Gene: WNK3
Product: WNK lysine deficient protein kinase 3
Exons: 24
Coding region: 664-8631 (2655 amino acids)
Biological process (GO): protein phosphorylation; monoatomic ion homeostasis; positive regulation of sodium ion transmembrane transporter activity
Cellular component (GO): cytosol; cytoplasm
Molecular function (GO): ATP binding; chloride channel inhibitor activity; potassium channel inhibitor activity
Source: RefSeq, a predicted model, not a curated record